Molecule: messenger RNA, 891 nt
Organism: Botrytis byssoidea
Lineage: Eukaryota; Fungi; Ascomycota; Leotiomycetes; Helotiales; Sclerotiniaceae
Exons: 3
Coding region: 313-891 (192 amino acids)
Molecular function (GO): acyltransferase activity, transferring groups other than amino-acyl groups
Source: RefSeq, a predicted model, not a curated record
AGGUAGAAGGUUGAUAAUUAAUUACAUGAUUGGAAAUAUUCUAGUGUUCCAUUACUAUAAAUUUACUACUAAAACAUAGCGGGGGUGGCCUGGCUCAAAGCUUAUCUAUCAACUCCGCUGUUGAUGUUCUAUAUGCCACUAUGUCUUCGGAAUCUCCGAAUUGUAUACGGAGUAAUCAAAAGUUAAGGUUUUUGGUGGUGACUCAGAAUUCACUAUGACUCGAUUCCGAGCGCCGUUAAUACAAAGGCUUUAAUCUCUCUUAUAUAUAGCGACCGGCGUCAUGGAGCCGUCCGAUUUACCUUCAGGAUAUCAAUGGCACAAUACGCAGCUCAAUCUGAGCGUCUUUGGCUAGAGCCAUUGAUAGUAGAGAAACAUCUCGAUGCCUAUCACAAAAUGAGCUCUGAUCCGCGAGCUGCUUCAUGGACAAAACCAAGCGAGUCCAUCGAGGAGAGUAAAGCAUACAUGAUUGAAAGAACACCGAACCCCGAAAGGCCGUGGAUUGAGAACUAUGCAAUUCUGCUUCGGCCGACAACAUCUACCCCCGCCGAUCAAAAGCCUGAGCUCAUUGGCGCAAUUGGAGUGAUAAGAUUCGAAGCUGGGCACGGUGCGGAAAUUGGUUAUGGUAUACAUGCUGGUUAUCAUGCUAAAGGAUUUGCUACUGAAGCCAUGAAGCUAUUUGUGGGGCUAUACUGGAGUAAAGAAAGAGAGGGAGAUUGGAACACAUUGGUGGCGGCUAUAGACCCCGAGAACCUUGCCAGUCAGAGAGUAGUAAAGAAGAUAGGUUUCACAGAAGGAGACUUGCAAGACGAGGAACACGAAAUGUGGAUGAAAGGGGGAAAGGAGAAGAAACCCGUGAGGCACAGAGAAUGGCUGCUGUCGAGACCAGUGUGA